Molecule: messenger RNA, 2842 nt
Organism: Peromyscus eremicus (cactus mouse)
Lineage: Eukaryota; Metazoa; Chordata; Mammalia; Rodentia; Cricetidae
Gene: Slc7a6
Product: solute carrier family 7 member 6
Exons: 11
Coding region: 194-1741 (515 amino acids)
Biological process (GO): amino acid transmembrane transport
Cellular component (GO): membrane
Molecular function (GO): L-amino acid transmembrane transporter activity
Source: RefSeq, a predicted model, not a curated record
UGCGAGUGACGUGGCGUGGGCGGGGCUUGAGCGGCUGGCGGCGGCGGCGGCGGCGGCGCGACCGAGCAUCCUGGCAGCGCGGCGACCCGGGGAGCUCACUGGUGGGAGCCAGGAGAGAUUGAAUGGCCAAAACAGAGAAGUGGAAUUAACCCUUACUGCCUCGAUAAACACAGGUGUACAGGAACCAUUUACCAUGGAAGCCAGGGAGAUUGGGAUUCCCACACCCACCUAUCAUCUUCUCCCCAAGGCCAACCAGCACACAGUAAAAGAAGAUGCCAGCUCACCAUCUCAAGGGUCUCCAGAAACUAUGCAGCUGAAGAAGGAGAUCUCCUUGCUGAAUGGGGUCAGCCUGGUGGUGGGCAACAUGAUUGGCUCAGGGAUCUUUGUCUCACCCAAGGGUGUUCUCAAAUAUACUGCUUCCUAUGGGUUGUCACUAAUUGUGUGGGCCAUUGGUGGGCUCUUCUCUGUUGUGGGUGCCCUUUGUUAUGCAGAACUGGGAACCACUAUCACCAAGUCAGGGGCCAGCUAUGCUUAUAUUCUAGAGGCCUUUGGGGGCUUCAUUGCCUUUAUCCGUCUGUGGGUCUCACUUUUAAUUGUUGAGCCCACCAGUCAGGCCAUCAUUGCCAUCACCUUCGCCAACUAUAUCAUCAAGCCCUCCUUCCCCACCUGUGAUCCUCCGUAUGCCGCCUGCCGUCUCCUUGCUGCUGCCUGCAUAUGUCUGCUGACAUUUGUGAACUGUGCCUAUGUCAAGUGGGGCACACGAGUACAAGACACAUUCACGUAUGCCAAGGUCCUGGCACUCAUUGCCAUCAUUGUCAUGGGCCUUGUUAAACUGUGCCAGGGACACACUGAGCACUUUCAGGAUGCCUUUGAGGGUUCCUUGUGGGAUGUGGGAAACCUCUCUCUUGCCCUCUACUCUGCCCUCUUCUCUUACUCAGGUUGGGACACCCUUAAUUUUGUAACAGAAGAAAUCGAAAACCCAGAAAGAAAUUUGCCCUUGGCCAUUGGGAUUUCUAUGCCAAUUGUGACACUCAUCUACAUUCUGACAAACGUGGCGUAUUACACAGUGCUGAAUAUUCAGGAUGUCCAUAAGAGUGAUGCCGUGGCUGUGACAUUUGCUGACCAGACAUUUGGCAUGUUCAGCUGGAUCAUCCCCAUUGCUGUUGCCCUGUCCUGCUUUGGGGGCCUAAAUGCAUCCAUCUUCGCUUCAUCAAGGUUGUUUUUCGUCGGUUCUCGUGAGGGCCACCUCCCGAACCUCCUCUCCAUGAUACAUAUUGAGCGCUUUACACCUGUGCCUGCUUUAUUAUUCAAUUGCACCAUGACACUUAUCUACCUCAUCGUGAAAGAUGUCUUCCUGCUCAUCAACUACUUCAGCUUCAGCUACUGGUUUUUUGUGGGCUUGUCUGUUGUUGGACAGCUCUACCUUCGCUGGAAAGAGCCUGACUGGCCUCGACCUCUCAAGCUGAGCCUCUUUUUUCCCAUCGUGUUCUGCAUAUGCUCCUUGUUUUUGGUGGCCAUACCCCUCUUCAGUGACACCAUCAAUUCUUUCAUUGGCAUUGGGAUUGCCCUCUCUGGGGUCCCUGUCUACUUCAUGGGUGUUUACCUGCCAGAGUCCCGGAGGCCACUCUUUAUUAGGAAUGUUCUGGCUACUGUCACCAGAGUAACCCAGAAGCUUUGCUUUUGCGUCUUGACUGAGCUAGAUGUAGCUGAAGAGAAAAAUGUUGAGAGGAAAGCUGAUUAGAAGCCAGAGAUGACAUUCCCUGAAGCCCAGAGGCUGUGACCACAGCCACCAAAGACCAGUUACCUAACCCUUCUGAAUUAAAGGAGCCUCUUGGCCCACAUUCUGUAAGGGGGCUCAGGGCCAAUGCUCUCUCAUUGGUAAGCUAUGGGAAGAUACCAAUCAGGCCAGCCUGAAGAUGGGGACUUCAGUGGGAGGGGAGAUUGGGGUAGGGGAUUGAUUUAGUUUGCUUCUUCUGGCAGAUAGGUGCAGCCCUGUUGGUAUGGUACAUUGUAUGAGCAAAUGUUAGGUUGACAGCUAUGGCUCACGACGGUUCACAGCUAUUUGCAGUUUAAACCAGGAGUCUUUACAGUGGAGCUCCUACAUGGGAAGUUUUCCUCUGACCAAGUCCAGCUACUUGAUUUUAGAGGCCUGAAAUGCUGCCAUUUCUUCCUGUGGCUCAAAAUUCUUCCUUAGGGAAAACAUUGUGUUCCCUUUUUUUGUUUGUUUGUUGAGUAGCAUGAACAGCAAGGCUUUUAUUUAACUGACAUGGGAUCAAUGUGUGCCCCCUUUCUUGAAUUCCACAAGAGGAACAUCACUCCCUGCCCUGGAACUUAAUGUUCAAGUAAAUAAUAAGCUUGAUGGGAAGAAGAGUGUUCAGGGUCUUGGUAUGAAAGUCCUCCUGCUGAGGACUUCUCAUUUGUGGGUCCGAAUGUUGGGAUACCCUUGGGAUCUUAUUGUGUACAGAGAAUCCAUCUCCUUGAGGAGGUAGGUACUGCCUGUCUCAUUGACUUUGCUCACAUUAUAUUAGCACUAUGGUCAAAAUCCUUAAGCAAGGAGGUGAGCUUCUGGCUCAUAAAGAAAUUGUCUUGGCUGCUUGAUAGCCUCCUUCCUAGCUGAAGCCAUGGUGCUGUGGAGCCUUUGAAAUAAGGGCUGAAAGAAAACCUCAUUACUUUAGCUGAGUGGGAGUAUCUCUGCUACUACCUGGACAAGUCACUCCUGUCACCAAAUUCAAACUCCUGUAUUUCAUUAUUUAUUGAUAUUUAAUCCAGGACACCAAUUGUAGCAAACCAUUAGUGAUUAUUUGUCUGCAGGAUGCAAUAAAUGCGUUGUUUAAAAAAAAAA